This is a messenger RNA of Tachysurus fulvidraco (yellow catfish), 1789 nucleotides long. RefSeq names its product transmembrane protein 37 (gene tmem37). The coding region runs from base 882 to 1577 and encodes 231 amino acids. Lineage: Eukaryota; Metazoa; Chordata; Actinopteri; Siluriformes; Bagridae. The record is from RefSeq and is a predicted model, not a curated record. Gene Ontology annotation, molecular function: calcium channel activity; voltage-gated monoatomic ion channel activity. Gene Ontology annotation, cellular component: membrane. The transcript is spliced from 3 exons.
AAUAAAUGCCAAUAAUUGAGAUAAAUAGAGCUAAAUUAAUUAAAUAUGUAAUGUGUGCAAGGAUGUACUGAUUUAAUUUCGAUCUGUAUUAAGGUUGCUAAUGCUAGGCCGACACUGAUUUAGCAAUAUUUUCUUUUGUGUUUUUUAUAUUUCCUGUAUGUGUGCUGAUGACCGACCUCCACACAGAUCUUGCACAUCAAAAGAGGAUAAGAUUUUGAAACAUGAUGCAAUCAAACCUCAGUUUUUGUGCAGCACUUGGCAACAGAUACUUGAAGAAAACAGAUUUAGUUUCAAGUUGUGACUCAAAGUUCAGCUCUGAAAUGAUAUCUGGAAAACAUGAGAAGUGUUUAAUUCCUAUUGCUUAAAGAUGUUUGAUAGAAAGUUCACUGAGUAUGUCGUUUUUAUACUCAGUAGUGUUACUUUUAGUUUGUUUUUUAUAUAUAUAAUUACAGCAGUGUAAUUUUUAGCCUGCACAUAAUGAAUCGUCACACAUUGAUACCCCACCUAAAGUGACCUGGACCUUAUGAUUAAAUAAUGAGCAGUAGGUGAGUGGAAUGUAAUGCACAUCUGUCCUAACCAUAUGCAUUUUGAAUACAUUUUGCAUUUUGUCUUUACUUAUGUACCAAAUAACUUCCAUAUUAGAUCUGGUACUGUGCUUUACUAUAUCAUUCUGUUAGCCCACAACCCCUGAUCCAAAUAAGGACCAAAAUAUCAGUUUUGCAUAAGUGUCUUUCAGCUGUAGCCAGACAGUACGGGUGUGUGCUUGGUUACAUAAUCACCAAUAUGUCACUGACAAGUUGCAUUUAAGGAGUGGAGGUUCAUUUUAUUCUCUCUCUUUCUCCUGCUGCUGAAAAGUGACGUGACCAGAAUCUUAACCAUCUAUGUCCACUAACCACCAAUGUCUCAUAGCUGGCUGUGGUUUAAAGGUGUGUGACGCCUUCAGGGCAGAGCAAAGUUUGAUCAAAAUGACGGCGAUAAGAAUUACGGCUGUGACUCCUGCUGCCCGGGGGAAGUCUGCCCCUUUUUUUCUGGAAGUGUUCUGUCGCACUCUCAUCAUUCUGUGUAUGGUUCUCUCCAUUGUCCUGUCCUCCAUCGCAGUGUGUGAUGGACACUGGCUGCUGACUGAGCGCCGUGUGUUAGGCCUUUGGUUCUUCUGUGAGAUGGACACAGAGAACGAUGGUGCACCCUCUAACUGUACUAGGAAUAUUGGAGAGGAAGGGAGCCAGCUCCUGAAUCAUGGGCUCGGGCUGUGUCGUUGUGUCGUCUCUCUGGCUGUGGUGAGUGCUAUCUUUGGCCUGGAGCUGCUGGUGUUAUCACAGGUGAGCGAGGGAUACCCAUCACGGCAGCGGUGGCAUCUAGGGGCAUGGCUUGUGCUCCUGGCUGCAGGAUUGGCUGCUGCAGGGGACAUGACCUUUGUGUUUCUAUUAUGGGAUAAUGCUACACCUCUGGGACUCACACUUACCUUCUGGUGCCAGUUCACUGCAACCUUCCUCUUCUUUCUCAAUGGCAUGGCAGCCCGCCACAUCCAGAAUAUGACAAAUUUUCUGCCCUCUAGUGGUGAUGUGGGGAAAUCUUAGGCAUGGAGCCUCCUAGACUUAGCACUUCUGGGUUAUGCACAACAUUCACAUGUUUCUUACAUGAGUUUAUAGCAUAAAGCUGGAUUUGUUGAAGUUAAUUGGUAAGAAGAUCUGAAAGAACAAUGCAGUUAAACAGAUUUUGAGUUAUACUGACAAAUAGUUUAUUCUGUCAUUUCUGUAAACUUAAUAAAGACUUUUCACAAUAUCUUUAA